This is a messenger RNA of Spodoptera littoralis (African cotton leafworm), 1044 nucleotides long. The record is from the annotation of a GenBank genome assembly. NCBI's taxonomy places the organism in Eukaryota, Metazoa, Arthropoda, Insecta, Lepidoptera, Noctuidae.
AUGAACUUCACUGUGACAUUUCUGCUGAUUACCUUAACAUUCGGUUUACUUAACACAGUAAACACAAAAAGCCUAAAGCCAACGAGUAAGAUCGUGGGCGGUCACGAAGCGCGGCCUCACAGCCACCCUUACCUGGUGUCACUGCAGAGCAGGUUCUUCUGGGUGCGAGUCCACAUCUGUGGUGGAGCCAUACUCAAUGAAAGAUGGAUUUUAUCAGCCGCCCACUGCGCUAUUGAGUCUUUCAUGAUACGAUGGCUUCCGCUAGAUGUCGUGGCAGGCAUUCACGAUGUCAAUAAUUAUGGAGAGCGGGCACAGAUUAUCAAGGUCAACGAACGUAUACCUCAUCCUUUGUAUGAAGGUGGUAUCGGGCCAUAUGACAUAGCCGUGUUCGGCACAGAAACUCGAAUUAAGUUCACAAAGUACAUUCAACCAGUAAAUCUGCCGUAUAAUUAUAAAUUUCGUGGUGGAUAUACAUUGAAGUUACCAGGUUGGGGAGCACUGAAAACCACAUUUUUCUUCCCUGACUUGCCAAGCAGAUUGCAAGAAGUGCAAGUAUCUCACAUCCCGUAUAACGAUUGCUAUGCAGCCAUUGAAAAACUAAAAGAAGACAAUGAAGAAAAUCCACUAGACAGAGAUGCAAAUAUAUGCACAGGACCAACAAGUGGAGGAAUAGCAGCCUGCAGUGGAGACUCAGGUGGACCUCUCAUACAGUAUGUUCCAUAUAGCAUUCUGGAACCAAAUGAUUCUGUAGAGGAUAAUACAGAACGAUAUAAUGCAAGUUACUAUGACUGUAACAAUGAACAAACCACUGAACCAGUAGAAGAAACUACAAGAACAGAUGACGCUAGUCCACAGGGAAGACAGAAUACAGAAGAUUUGGUUCCAACUGUUAUAGGCGUUGUGUCCUGGGGUGUGGCUCCCUGUGGGCAAAAAGGUGCACCAACUAUUUACACUAACGUAUCCACCUAUAUAGAUUUCAUCAAUUACAAUAUCAAGGAAAUGUAAUAAAAGCAUUUCUUUAAUUUUUAUUUUCUUUAAUUCCAC